AUGGAGAUGUCUCUCAUCACAGUCUUCCUCUCGCUUUUGCUCCUCGCCAAUGUCCAGGUCACAUCCCUUUCCAUAAAUGUCGGAUCGGGGAAAGGAGUCCUCCCGAUACGUCAACGGAAGCGGCAGACCCCGUCGUGUGGAACCAGUGUGAGCCUCGCUCAAGGAACGUCCUAUCCUCUCAUCAGCCAGAACUUCCCUCAAAACCACCCGUUCUUACACUUUUGCAGCUGGAGUUACACGUGUCCCACUGCGAUGACGCUCCAAUGCUCUUCUUUCCAACUUGCAUCCAGCGCCCAAUGUUGGCAGUCUGCCUUCAUCUAUAAUAACAAUCACCUAUGUGGAUCAGCAACCAACCUUCUGAAUCCGGUUAAUGUGGGGACGUCCCUGAGCGUGAUCCUCUAUGCCAUCAUGACGAGUGGACCAGGAUUCAAAUGCACCGUUACUUGUGGUCAGUUCAUCAAAGCAUCUAGAGAUGGCGGGUACCGUCCCGACGACGACUACGACAACGCCACGACCUCCUUGUACAAGAGGACUGAGAAUCAAGUUAGAGCCGAUCCAUUCGCAAAUCUAACACAGACAGAUUUGGACCGAAUCAUCGGCGGUACUCCCGUUCCCAAUCAGGGAAAAUAUCCCUGGAUGGCAUGGAUGGGGAGUGGCCCAGGGGUGUUCAACUGCGGAGGAGCCCUCAUCAACGAUCGAUAUGUCCUCACCGCUGCUCACUGCAUCGGCUCGAACAACUCAACAGCGACCUUCUACGUGAACCUAGGAGACCUGGACAGGUCGAGUACAACCGAAAGCGUGUCCAUACAAAUUCCAGCCACUGCCAUCGUCUAUCCGACAUGGGAUCCUAAUGUUUUCUAUCGGAAUGACAUCGCCCUGUUGAAACUUCAAACUCCGGUGGACUUCCAGAAAUACCCGCACAUCCGUCCCGUUUGUCUCUCCUCGAGCAUUUUCCCAGCUGCAGGAGCGACAGUCGCGAUUGUAGGAUGGGGCCGACUGGCUUUCGGUGGAAACCUCCCAACUACUCUGAUGGAAACGACCGUGAAACUCUUGAAUGAUACAACUUGCAGUAACACUUGGGGCUCGGUGGUCGAUAGUAACGUCAUCUGCGCACAGGAGACUGGCAAGAACACCUGCAAUGGGGAUUCCGGCGGCCCACUGUUGUACAGAACCCCCGCCGGUUAUUUCCUCGAGAUCGGGGUCACGUCCUUCGGAAGCAACUGUCGAGUCGAGUUCGGCGGCGGGUUCACCAAAACGACAAAUUACGUGAACAGCUUCAUCCGGAGCAACACCCUGGAUGCCGUAUGGUGUCCGGCACCCUGA
Darwinula stevensoni is the source of this 1323-nucleotide messenger RNA. Lineage: Eukaryota; Metazoa; Arthropoda; Ostracoda; Podocopida; Darwinulidae. The record is from the annotation of a GenBank genome assembly.